UCUCCAGACAAAAUGUUCAAUGUUCUGUUAACCUGUUUCAUUGAUAUCCAAGCCACGAAUGUUACUCAAUGUAAUGCACUUUUCGCUUGUCAUUAUCAUUCGACGAACACGGCUAAUUGCACAACUAAUACUGCAUGCCUUGUAAGCGGCCAACCGACGAUAUCUAUUAAAUUUAAUUGUACUUUGGAAGAUCAAAGUCAAUGUGGAUUUACCUGCAAUGACUGUCAUGGCUCCGCAGAAAAUAUAGACUGUGAUAACUGUGUUAAUCAUUUAUAG
Racocetra persica is the source of this 276-nucleotide messenger RNA. NCBI's taxonomy places the organism in Eukaryota, Fungi, Glomeromycota, Glomeromycetes, Diversisporales, Gigasporaceae. The record is from the annotation of a GenBank genome assembly.